Messenger RNA from Malaya genurostris, 2868 nucleotides. RefSeq lists its product as uncharacterized. The coding region runs from base 1 to 2868 and encodes 955 amino acids. The record is from RefSeq and is a predicted model, not a curated record. Gene Ontology annotation, molecular function: nucleic acid binding; zinc ion binding. Lineage: Eukaryota; Metazoa; Arthropoda; Insecta; Diptera; Culicidae. The transcript is spliced from 3 exons.
AUGUCCAGUGAAUUAAAGGAUUUGAAACGGCAGGAGAGACAGACACAAAGCACCUUCAAUGGUGCCAAACAGUUUUUGCAAAAAUUUAAGGUGGAGAAGCAUACAAGUCAGAUAGAAAAUCGUUUAGAGCUUCUGGAAACAGCGAUGAAAAAAUUCUACGUGGUUCGAAGAAAAAUUGAGCUGUUAACUGACGAAGAUGACGAGAAGGAAGCAAGCGAUAGCAAGGAAACAGUUGAAGAACGUGCUAACGCCGAAGAUCUAUUCUGUGAGCUGAAGUCGUUACUGCAAAGUUUGAAACCAGCUAACACACCUACACAAGUGCCCGCCGACGUUGCACCUACUCCAAUAUUACCUACUACCAACUCGGUAUCAAGAGUCAAGCUUCCCGAUAUUCGUCUCCCUAGCUUUGGAGGCAAAACAAGUGACUGGGUCACAUUUCGUGAUAUGUUUCAAAGUUUGAUUCAUCGCAACGAUCAAUUGAAUGCAAUCGAUAAAUUUUCGUAUCUUCUAUCAUCGUUGAUCGGCGAAGCGUUGCAAGAGAUUUCGUCAAUAGAGAUGUCGGUAGUUAACUAUCCAAUUGCUUGGGAUUUGUUGAAGAGACGUUAUGAAAACCGAAAACUGAUAGUAAAGGCUCAUCUGGAUGCGUUAUUUGCUGUUGAACCGAUGAAACGUGAAAACUACGAGGCGUUGAGUCAUCUUAUAGGCGAAUUCGACCGUAAUUUGCAGAUGUUGGAGAAAGUUGGAGAGGAUUCGUCUCAAUGGAGCACAAUAUUAGUUCACAUGAUCUGUUUGAGGCUAGAUCAGGCUACGUUACGACACUGGGAGUCACACUAUAGUUCGAAAGAUGUUCCAACCUACGACGCCUUGAUGUCAUUUCUUCGAAAUCAAUGUUGCGUCCUUCAAUCAAUUGCUCCACCUAAAUCGGUUCACAGUGAAACAAAGAAACCGAAGUUCACAGUGUCUCAUAUAUCUGUACAGUCUUCCAAUCGAUGUCCAUUCUGCGGAGAAGCUCAACAUUCUGCAUUUAAGUGCCAGAAAUUCAUCAAAUUGAAGGUGUCUGAGCGAUUCGAGAUGGUGAAACGUUGUCGGUUGUGCUUGAAUUGCUUAUCUCCGACGCAUCUUGUUCGGUUUUGCACGAAGGCAUUCUGCCAACAUUGCCAUCAAAAACAUCCAGAAUGUAAGAAUUCUGGAUCUUUCAUCGGAGGGAAGUCGUCGUCGACAGCACCGCAAACCGAUCCCUCCGUCCCACGUGCACAAAAUCGGCAACAGACAGCGAACAUUCAGCAAACACAAACACUAGCCCAGAUCCAUACCACACUCACUCAGAACACUGGAUCAUCUACAAGCUCAUUACACAUCGCAAACGCAAAUUCGCAACCGCAAACACACCCACCACCCACCACAGAUCGUACUCCCAAUACAAACACUCUAGCUGCAAACAUAUAUACACCACAACGUCAAGUUUUACUAUCUACCGCUUUGAUUCGCGUAUCGGAUUUCUACGGAAAUGCACUGAUAGCGAGAGCUCUUCUAGAUUCUUGCUCAGAAUAUUGUUUCAUUACUACAACGCUUUUCCAAACGCUGAAGUUACCAGAGACUGCCAGUACACUGUCCGUAGGAGGAAUCGGUGGUUCUAUAGUCAAAUCUACAAAGAGCGUAGAAGCGGCGAUAGCUUCAAGAUCGUUGGAUAUUUCAUCGUAUUCGGAAAACGUUCAGCUUCACGUAUUGCCGAAACUCACCUCGAAGCUGCCAUUGCAGGCGGUCAACAGUCGGACUCUCGCCAUUUCGGCAGGCGUCAUUUUAGCAGAUCCAACUUUUUGUGAACCUGGAUCUAUAGAUCUCAUAAUCGGUGCUGAGUAUUAUUACGAUCUACUGUUAUAUGAAAGAAUGAAGUUGUCAGAAAAUGGACCCAUCUUACAAAGAACCGUCUAUGGAUGGGUUGUAUCUGGACGUGUACCGGGUACAAAUUUGGAGAUUCCAAGAACCAUUACACAUACGUGUGCAUCAAUUGAUCUUCGGGAUCUUCUCGCUAAAUUUUGGGAACUAGAGUCCUGCAAUAAUCGAAGCACUCAUUCGGUGGAAGAAACGAUGUGUGAGGAAAUAUUCGACAGAACAACUGUUCGUGACUCAGAUGGAAGAUUCAUUGUCACACUUCCUAAGAAAAACUACGUUAUUGAUCAAUUGGGUGACUCAAAAUCUAUCGCAUUGAAACGAUUCUUCGGUUUAGAAAAAAGACUUGCUGUAAAUAUCACAUUGAAGAAGUUAUAUAGCGAAUUCAUCGAAGAAUACUUAUCCAUGGGCCAUAUGCGAGAAAUUUAUGAGAAUGGCGGUGAAAUGCUUUCUUACUACAUGCCCCAUCAUGCUGUAAUCAAACCCCACAGCACUACGACGAAGCUACGUGUCGUCUUCGAUGCAUCUUGUCGAUCGUCUACAGGAGUUUCCUUGAAUGAUGGAUUGCUUGUGGGACCGGUAGUGCAACAGGAUUUGUUGUCAAUUACCUUGAGAUUUCGUUCUCAUAAAUUUGCGUUAGUAGCUGAUGUAGCAAAAAUGUACCGUAUGGUAAAGGUAGCAGAGGAAGAUCAGCCAUUGCAACGCAAUUUGUGGAGAAACGCACCAAACGAGCCAGUGAAGAUCUACCAGCUGACUACAGGAGUUUGGAAUCACAUUGCCGGUGCAGAUAAUCCAGCAGAUAUUAUAUCGCGGGGUUUGACACCCGCUCAGUUGCAAUACCAACCACGAUGGUUUGAAGGUCCACUUUGGAUGCGCCAGCAACAUUCAACCUGGCCAAAGUCAGCGGACGUAAUGUCUCCACCAAACAGUCCACUGUUAGAAGAAAAACCUACCGCAUCGCUUCCUGUUCACACAUAA